GUAACAAGCCAAUCGUACCAAACAGUCCCCCCCUCUCUCGUGAACGCUCUCUAAAGGCCGUGUGGUUUAGGGUUUAAACGUCUCUACAAUUACACUAGUCUGUGCCCAAAAAUCCUCGAGAGCUUCACAGCCAUGGCGAGCACCAAAGUGCAGCGUAUUAUGACCCAACCCAUUAACUUGAUUUUCAGGUUUCUUCAAAGUAAAGCUCGCAUUCAGAUUUGGCUUUUUGAGCAGAAGGACUUGAGGAUUGAAGGCCGAAUCAUUGGGUUUGAUGAGUACAUGAAUUUGGUUUUGGAAGAUGCUGAAGAAGUCAAUAUCAAGAAAAAGAGCAGAAAGUCUUUAGGAAGGAUUCUUCUUAAAGGAGACAACAUUACUCUGAUGAUGAACACGGGAAAGUAAUGGUCAUUCCUGGUUCUUUAAGUGGAGGUUCAGUGGAACAGCUUUGGGUAUCAAAUAUUAGUAGGUUAUUAAUGAAAAGAAUGUUCAUGCAAUGAAUGUGUCUUUGCACUUGACUUGGCAAUGUAUGCUUGCUUUAGAUAUUUUUCGUGCAUGCAUUUUUGUAUCUAAUUUGCAAACCCCUGGCAUGUCAAUUUUCAGCCACUUUUUAGAAA
Populus trichocarpa (black cottonwood) is the source of this 611-nucleotide messenger RNA. RefSeq lists its product as uncharacterized. Gene Ontology annotation, biological process: mRNA splicing, via spliceosome; spliceosomal snRNP assembly. Gene Ontology annotation, molecular function: RNA binding. The record is from RefSeq and is a predicted model, not a curated record. The transcript is spliced from 6 exons. Gene Ontology annotation, cellular component: U5 snRNP; precatalytic spliceosome; U1 snRNP. Lineage: Eukaryota; Viridiplantae; Streptophyta; Magnoliopsida; Malpighiales; Salicaceae. Bases 133 to 399 code for a protein of 88 amino acids.